AUUUGCUUACAUUAUAGUAAUGGAUUAUAAGUGGUAUUGUCUUAGUCUUGGUUGCUUAUUCAAUAAAACUGGUGUGUGAGUGUAAUUCUAGAGGAGAUAACAAUUUAGGUAUAUACCGAUAUUUAAUAAGAUAUUUCUUUAAAAAUUCCUUGUCAGUAACCAUGAAAACUCAUAUUGAGGAAAAUGCACAAUAUCAAAAUGAGAAAGAAGAACAAAAGCCUGAGAAACUAGUGGCUCCUCAAGCUGGACCAUGGAAAUUCAAGAUAAUCUACCACGUUGUUGUGGUUUUACUUGUUUCUCAUUUGUUUGGUUUUUAUGGCGGUUACCUUUUAGUAAAAAAAGCGAAAAUACAAACUAUUAUCUUCACUGUGUUCCUAACAUCCAUUUCCAUGCUUGGAAUCACAGCAGGCGCUCACCGGCUCUGGUCGCACAGGGCAUACAAAGCUAAAACUCCGUUGCAAAUUUUACUUGCCAUUUUCUUCCUGCUGACGAGCCAGCGCUCCAUCGUGACAUGGGUGGAAAACCAUCGAUUGCAUCACAGGUUUUCUGACACUGAUGGAGACCCCCACAACGCGACUAGAGGAUUCUUUUUUUCAACUAUAGGAUGGACGGCUGUAGAGCCACAUCCGAUCGUUGUUAGAGAAAAAAAGUUGAUCGAUAUGACAGAUUUACUACAAAAUCCCAUAAUAAGAUUUCAACAUAAAUACAUCGAAAUUAUACUUAUAGUAGUCGCAUACGUUAUUCCCACAUACAUCCCAACCUUGUGGGGGGAAUCAUUAUAUAAUGCCUACUUCAUCAACUUUUUCAGAUUGGUUGUAGUGCUCACUAUAGCAGGCCUAAUUAAUAGUGUGGCACAUAUCUGGGGAUAUAAACCAAUCGACAAAACAGUUGUUGGAACACAGUUCUUGGCGGUGGGAGUUUUGGCAUUUGGAGAAGGUUUCCACAAUUAUCAUCAUGUGUUUCCUUAUGAUUAUCGGACGUCAGAAGUAGGGGAUACUAAAUACAACUUUACAGCGCUAUUUAUAGAUUUAAUGGCUAAAAUUGGAUGGGCAUACGAUCUCAAAGCAGUACCAGAAGAGACUGUAAGAUCUAGGGUAUUGAGAAAAGGAGAUGGAUCUGACAAAUAUUAUCUUUAAAUAGAGAAACUCAAGUCACACUUUUUGAACAGCUCCUAGGUAUCUAUAUACCUAGACAGUAGAUAAAACAUUGAUUUGAUGCUAUUUUUUUAUUAAAAGCAAUGGAUAUUUUCACACAGCCGACAUGAGCAGUUUCUUUACAUUUGUUGUUUCCUUAAGACCUUCAAUCUAGAGAACUAGGUAAUUUGUAUUCACGAUAAAAGAAGAAGAAAUCGAAGAAGGUUUGUCCUAUGGCUUAAAUCAAUUGGAAUAAAAGAAAUCCUGAAACGCGGAUGCAGAGCAACAAGCGAUGUAGAGGACAUUCCAAAUAUUGUUGUGUGAAUCCCAUCCGCCGUAUUUAUUAAUUUUCUAAUGGUGAACACAUUAAUAGUCUACACAGAAGUAAUAAUGAAGAACCAAGUAUCUUCUAAUAAUAUUUAUUAGAUAAGGAGUUUUACAUCAAGUAUUGUGAUGAACUUUCUCCUAUGAACCACCACAUUUACAACGAUUCUGUAGUAGCUCCUUGAAGUAACACCACUACGUAUUAUUCUUAUAUAUCGUAUGUAUCAUUUUACAAAUAUUAAGUCAAAAGUUAAAAUUGACAAAAUGAACAAAUUCUGACUUUGCUUAAUGACAUAGGUAUAGCCGAACGUGACCUUUUAGUCUUUUGUCUACCCCACAAGGGAUAUAGACGUGAUUAUGUAUGUAAAUGUAUGUUUUUAGAUUUAAAGACAUAGAUUUAUUAAACAAUGUACCUUAAUAGAAUAUAUACAAUACUUGUUUAAUAGGAUAUUCGUUGCAAUAAGAAUAUCUAGCUAUCUGGUCUUGCCCAAUGUAGGUAUUCAAAUGUAUUUCUUUUAAUUAAUGUAAGUAAUGUAAAAAUUUAAACAAUUUCUUUACAAUUAUAAAGAUAAUAAUGCAACAUUUUAACGAAAACGUUUGAUUUGUUUCCCGAUCAUAACGAAAAAUCUGAUCCAAAUGCCGGUAAGUAGGUAU
Amyelois transitella is the source of this 2111-nucleotide messenger RNA. RefSeq names its product acyl-CoA Delta(11) desaturase. Gene Ontology annotation, cellular component: endoplasmic reticulum membrane. Gene Ontology annotation, biological process: unsaturated fatty acid biosynthetic process. The transcript is spliced from 4 exons. NCBI's taxonomy places the organism in Eukaryota, Metazoa, Arthropoda, Insecta, Lepidoptera, Pyralidae. The coding region runs from base 162 to 1136 and encodes 324 amino acids. Gene Ontology annotation, molecular function: stearoyl-CoA 9-desaturase activity; iron ion binding. The record is from RefSeq and is a predicted model, not a curated record.